Molecule: messenger RNA, 1456 nt
Organism: Portunus trituberculatus (swimming crab)
Lineage: Eukaryota; Metazoa; Arthropoda; Malacostraca; Decapoda; Portunidae
Product: oplophorus-luciferin 2-monooxygenase non-catalytic subunit-like
Exons: 4
Coding region: 245-1297 (350 amino acids)
Molecular function (GO): protein binding
Source: RefSeq, a predicted model, not a curated record
CACAACACUGACUACACCCUCUGUUGUCCACACAGUAUAGGGAGCAGCAGACCCUCCCACAACCUACGAUCUGAGCCAUGGUUUUCUACGCAAUGCUCUGUCUUAAAAAGGGUGUUCUGUGACGACUUCCCAUAUCGAAUGAGUAUCAAGUGUGUGCCAUAUGUGCCAGUUCAAAGCUACCUGGCAUCGAGGACAGGGCGGCGAUAGGGAGUCAGUGGCAACAGUUUGACAAGUAAUAGUGAUCAUGAACAGCAAGUGUAUCUACAUGGUGAUGAUGGCUGUGCUGAGGCUUAUGCUGACCUCGGCUCAGAGCUGCCCAUUCCACAUGGACAUUGCGCCCUGCUUAUGUACUGAAAUCGGACCGAGCCCUGAGUUGGACAUGGACUGCUCGCAUGUGGUGGACAUCGAUCAGCUCAUGAGAGUAUUCCAAGCGGAUUUUCCCUCCACGAAUUACCGGAGACUGAGCAUGACUGGCACUCCUGACGAUCCUAUUCCUAUAAGCUUUCUCCCUGACGGAGUGUUCGGUAGCAUUACUUUUCAAGAAAUUGUAAUUCAGCACGCACAGAUCAACCGUGUGGAUGAUUAUGCCUUCCUCGGAUCUAAAGACACACUUACAAUGCUAACAUUAAUUCACAGUGAACUGACAAGCUUCCCAACCACGAUCUUGCCGCUACUGUCUGACUUUAGGGAGCUGGACUUGUCAUACAACCAUCUUGUGUUCAUUCCUGACCUGCGCUCGUCCUCCCUUCGCUCCCUCACGCUGGCCCACAACACACAACUCAAUUUCAGUGACAGGGUAUUCGAUGAAAUCGAUCAAAUAAUCGAUCUAAACAUAGCACACUGUAACAUGGAGACAAUACCACCUGGGAUGUUCCUUAAUAUGAUGAACUUGUCGACCGUUUAUCUGGAAUACAACAAGAUCACACACCUGGAUGCCGCAUCUCUCCACUUCACGAGUGAGGUUAUAGAAGAAGUUGUUCUUUCCGGGAAUCAGAUUUCUGCCGCUGAGCCUAAUUUUUUCUCUGGGACAGGCAAGCACACGUACCUGGAGCUCCUCAACAACCAGAUCACGACCCUGGGCGAGGCGAGUUGGCGACCAGUGUUCCACGCCAUUAGUGAGCACGGUGACGGCCUGGUCAUGCUGGACGGCAACCCGUUGGACUGUGGAUGUAGCUUGGCCUGGCUGGUGACCUCUUCGUCCUUCCUGAGCCACCUGGCCCUUGGCGCCACGUGUGCUAAUGGUACAGCUAUCCACGACCUCAAUCCGUCUGCCUUCGAUCACAACUGCGGCCGCUGACUUUAUGUUCUUCCUAGACGGAGAAUAUUGAUCGCAGCGUCUCGAAACACGAUAUCUUGACAUCACAGCCUGGGUGACUAGCGGACCACCAGCACUAGGACAGAGGCCACCACACCGAGGGCGGCCCGCCAAGAGAGUCUGACGCCGUUGUUGCAGUCA